Molecule: messenger RNA, 856 nt
Organism: Linum tenue
Lineage: Eukaryota; Viridiplantae; Streptophyta; Magnoliopsida; Malpighiales; Linaceae
Source: the annotation of a GenBank genome assembly
GAUCUUUAUCGUCGUCCCGAUUACCCCACCACCAAACUCAGUAACCUCAUUUGAUCUUCACUUCAAGAAUAUGGUUGGGCCAGCUGCCAACUAUAGAUCAUCAACAUAUAGUAACGGGUAUGAAUUGCCGGUAAAGAAGAACAUAUCAGCACUGGUAUUACUGGUUGCUGGGUUGUUGCUAGGCUUUGGUCGUAGGGUUUCAUCUCUCGCCAUAACUGUCGAGACUAAGGAAUGCGUCUACGAGAGUGUCAUGUACGAGGGAGACACCGUUUCUGGCAACUACGUGGUCAUCGAUCAUGAGAUCUUUUGGGGCACUGACCACCCUGGAAUCGACUUCACUGCGACGUCGCCAGAAGGCAAGGUUGUGGAAUCACACAAAGGGAAAGCAGGGGAGAAGUUUGAGUUCAAGGCCCCAAAAGCUGGAGUCUACAAGUUUUGCUUCUACAACCCAACUACGGCUCCGGAGAGCGUCUCCUUUUACAUCCACGUCGGCCACAUCCCAAAUGCUAAUGAAGUCGCUAAAGACGAACAUAUGGAUCCACUUAGCAUCAAGAUCGCAAAGCUAAGGGAAGCCCUAGCGAGUGUGAUGGCGGAUCAAAUAUAUCUGAAAGCUCGUGAUGUUCAACAUCGCCAUAUGAACGAGAGUACAAGGAGAAGAGUUGUGGUGUUUACCAUAUCAGAAUAUUUGGCACUGACUGCUGCCAGCUCACUUCAAGUAAUCUACAUUAGGAGAAUGUUCAGCAAGUCAUUUACUUAUAACAGGGUUUAGUUCCUUUUUCCAUUUUUUUCAUCUUAUUAUUCUUAUGAAAAAACUACAUAGAGUUAAAGUUAAUGUGAUGUACAACAUACGUAGUCC